Eruca vesicaria subsp. sativa (arugula) is the source of this 1832-nucleotide messenger RNA. The record is from the annotation of a GenBank genome assembly. NCBI's taxonomy places the organism in Eukaryota, Viridiplantae, Streptophyta, Magnoliopsida, Brassicales, Brassicaceae.
CAAAAAUUCAAUUCAAUUCAAUUCGAAACCCUAACAAGAACCCUAAUUGAAGAGAAUGGAGUUCGACGAGUACGAGUACCUGGAGAAAACGGUGGAGGAAGGAGAUGCAUCGGAUAAGAAGAAGGAAGGGAGCGAGAGGAGUUACAGGAAGCGAGAAGGAGAGAGGCGCGACGAAGAGGAAGAGAGAGGGAGCAGUCGGAGUAAGAAGUCUCGAGGAGACGAAGAAGAGAACGCUAAGAAAGAUCGGGAGAAAGAGAGGCAUAGGAGCAGCCGAGAUAAGGAUAGAGAUAGGGAUGAGAUUAGGGGAGGAUCCAAAGAUAGAGAGAGGGAGAGGAGCCGAGACAGAGAGAGGAGUAGCAAAGAUAGAGAGAGGAGCGAUAGGGAGAAGAGCCGAGACAGAGAGAGGAGAGAGAGGGAGAAGGAUAGAGAGAGGAGGGAGAGGGAGAGGAGAAGCAGUAGUAGGUCACGGAGGGAAGAGAGGGAGCGUGAAGUAGUUGAAAGAGGAAGCAGGAGACACAGAGACAAGAAAGAUGAGCCUGAAGCAGAUCCUGAGAGAGACCAAAGAACUGUCUUUGCGUAUCAGAUGCCUCUUAAAGCUACUGAGAGAGAUGUUUAUGAGUUCUUCUCCAAAGCGGGCAAGGUCAGGGAUGUGCGAUUGAUCAUGGAUAGAAACUCAAGACGAUCCAAAGGAGUUGGGUAUAUCGAGUUUUAUGAUGUUAUGUCAGUUCCAAUGGCCAUAGCUUUGUCUGGACAGCUAUUUCUUGGACAACCUGUCAUGGUUAAACCCUCUGAAGCUGAAAAGAAUCUAGCCCAGUCCAAUACUACUACAGGCGGUGGUACUGGCCCUGUUGAUAGGAAGCUCUAUGUGGGGAACUUGCAUUUCAACAUGACAGAGUUGCAGCUUAGACAGAUUUUCGAGCCGUUUGGUCCUGUUGAGCUUGUCCAGCUUCCAUGUGACCUUGAAACUGGGCAGUGCAAGGGUUUUGGGUUUAUCCAGUUUGCGCAAGUUGAACAUUCAAAGGCAGCACAAAUAGCCUUAAACGGAAAGUUGGAGAUUGCUGGAAGGACAAUCAAGGUUUCCUCUGUCGCUGAUCAUAUUGGCACACAAGACGGUAAUCCAAAAUCUGCUGAUUUUGAUGAUGAUGAUGGAGGUGGACUGGCUCUAAAUGCACAAUCGAGGGUUCUACUUAUGCAGAAACUGGAUCGUACAGGUCUCACAGCAAGUAUUGGAGUACCAGCGCUAAAUGGAACAGCUAUGAAUCAACCAGGCAUGAAUCCUGGUUUCCCCACAUCAGUGCUUCCAACAACAGCAAUCCCUUCUGUUGUCACAGAGCCUAUUGGUCAGCCAAGUGAAUGUCUUCUACUGAAGAAUAUGUUUGAUCCUGCAACCGAGACGGAACUGGGGUUUGAUGAAGAAAUUAGAGAAGACGUUCACGAUGAAUGCUCCAAGUAUGGCGAAGUCAAGCAUAUUUAUGUAGACAAGAACAGCGCAGGUUUUGUGUAUCUGAGGUUUGACUCGGUGCAGGCGGCAAUGGCAGCUCAAAGAGCGAUGCACAUGAGAUGGUUUGCACAAAAGAUGAUAUCUGCAACUUUCUUGCCUCCACAUGAAUAUGAAGCCAAAGCCAAGGCGUGAGAGUUGCAGGCAAGCAAGCAAGGUUUUCUUGUUCUUUUCGGACUUUGGUAUAAAAACCUAAACCGGAUUCAAUAUCUUGUCUGAAAUGUGUUUGUUAUAUAUCCAAAGAUUAUUGUUUUUUUUUUUUUCUGUCAACAUUACUGGUUUCUUUCUUUCUCGUUGUUGUAACUCUCCUAUACUCAGGUCUUUAUGAAGUACU